AUGAUUCAAAAAAGCCAUCAUAGUGGCAUCUUCCAAUCAAUAAGAGCUAAUAAAUUAACUUCUUACAUCCUAUAUUGUAUAAUACUUUAUAGGCUAUUAAAGAAAGUGAUUUUAUUUAAAAGUUCCAAAUUAUUUACUUUAAAGAUACGAGGGAGAGCACACAUUACGUCGACAUUUGUUGUUCCCGCCACAAUGAAACAUUGGAAACGACGAUCAUUCGCCUUGCUGGCCAUUGUCCUGCAGGUUCUGGUCUUGCUGGAGCCAGGAAUGACCAUGACCAUGGAUCAGUUUAUGUCCUCGCUGGACAUGAUAAGAAGUGGCUGUGCCCCCAAGUUUAAGCUUCGUAAUGAGGAUUUAGAUCGGCUGCGAGAUGGAGAUUUUAGUUUUGAACCAUCACACGAUUUAAUGUGUUAUACCAAGUGCGUAUCCCUAAUGGCAGGCACGGUGAAUAAAAAAGGAGAGUUCAAUGCCGCAAAGGCGCUGGCGCAGCUUCCCCAUCUGGUGCCUACAGAGAUGUUAGAGGUCACCCGACGGUCAGUGGAGGCCUGCAGGGAUGCGCAUAAGCCUUACAAGGAGUCGUGCGAGAGGGUUUUUCAAACAGCCAAGUGCCUGGCUGCCAACGCGGAAGGAACUUUCAAGUGGCCGUAGGUUAAAUACCUAUGAGGAUUCAAGGCAGACACAUUUUUCGAAGCAUUUUAUUAAUUCGCACCUUAACAGUUUCAUAAAAAAAAGUGAAUAAAGCAAUUUC
Messenger RNA from Drosophila kikkawai, 748 nucleotides. It is a transcript of the gene lush, whose product is annotated as lush. Gene Ontology annotation, biological process: olfactory behavior; sensory perception of smell. Lineage: Eukaryota; Metazoa; Arthropoda; Insecta; Diptera; Drosophilidae. Gene Ontology annotation, molecular function: odorant binding; dibutyl phthalate binding. The record is from RefSeq and is a predicted model, not a curated record. Gene Ontology annotation, cellular component: extracellular region.